Schistosoma intercalatum is the source of this 2152-nucleotide messenger RNA. The record is from the annotation of a GenBank genome assembly. NCBI's taxonomy places the organism in Eukaryota, Metazoa, Platyhelminthes, Trematoda, Strigeidida, Schistosomatidae.
CAAAAUAGUAAGUGAAUUACAGUUUUCUAAGAUAAAAUACAAUCAAUUAUAUAAAUUCAUGAGAAAAAAAAACAAAUAAACAUACAAACGAAGAUAGGAUAAUGUUUUAAGUUUAACAAUAAUAAAAACAUAUAUGGCCUAUAUAUUUUAGGUUUAAAUAUUCUAUUCAAACAAAAGAACUAGCAGUAAAUGAAUUAUUAAUGGAAUAUUAUCAAUCAUUUCCAUGGAAGCUAAUCAAACAACAAAUUCAACUUUGAAUCUUCCAACUUUAGUUAUUUUAAUUAAAAAUAUUUGUAUUCCAUUUUAUUUAUUAAUAUUAAUAUUUGGUUUAUUUGGCAAUGGAUUAACAGUUGUUAUAUUACAAUCAAAACGUUUACAACAAUCUAGUACAUUAAUUUAUUUAACUGUAUUAGCUAUUGUUGAUAUAUUUUAUUUACUUACUGGUUUAUUAUUUACUAUCAUUAAUUAUACGUUUUUAUUUCCAAGUGAUAUUAGACAUUAUUCAUUAAUUUCAUGUAUUUUAACACCAUAUUUAAGUUAUACAUUAGCUUAUUUAAGUGUAUGGUUAUUAGUAUCAGUAACUAUUGAUCGUGCAAUUUGGGUUGUACAACCAUUUAGUGCAAAACGUGUAUGUACAACACGUAAUGCCUGGUUAACUAUAUUUAGUAUAACAAUUAUUUUAUUUAUAUUUGAUUCACAUUUCUUUUGGACAAUGAAUUAUAAUAUUGAUUCAAUUAAUUCUACAAUUAAUACUACUUAUUAUAAAUGUACACCAAGUUAUUUUACCCAAACUAUAUUUCCAUAUAUUGAUUUAUUAUUAGUAUGUGUAAUUCCAUGUUUAUUUAUGCUGAUAGCUAAUGGAUUAAUUGGAAUACAAUUAAAACGAAUGAGUGAUUUUAAUAAAAAACGACAAAAGAAUCGUUUAUUUUUGAAUCAUGCUUCAAUUCAACAACAACAACCACAACAACCAACACAAGGAUCAUUAAAGUGUGCAUACAAUUUGACAGCAGGCAAAUUAACAAAUGAUUCUCGUUUAAAUGAUGAUUUGUCAACAAAUAUCAGUGGUAUACAAUAUCCUAGAAAACGAUGUAAAUCAAAUGCAUUGAAACAUUGUGUUAAGAAUUCUAUUAAAGGUCGUUCAAAUAUGAAUAGAUCUUCAGCAUUGACAGCAAUGUUAUUAGCAAUUAAUAUGUUUUUUAUGAUAAGUGUAUGUCCACUUCUUGUUUAUGAUGUAAUCUAUUUUGCGUUUAAUUUAAAUACUUGGAUUGAAAAAGAUGAAUUAAUUAGAGGUGUAUUAGUUUUUGGUAUUGAACGAUUUGUUUAUGUUUUAUGGUAUACUAAUUUUGCUGUACACUUUUUAUUAUAUUGUCUAAGUGGUCCACAGUUUAGAGCACAAGCAAAACAUUGGCUUCAAUCAUGUUGUCAUUUUAUGAAUUUACCUUGUUUAAUUAAUGAUAAAUCAACAAUAAAAUUACAGGAUACAACAAAAAUUCAUGAAUUUCAUGAUUCCACUAUAAAAAAACCAAUUUCACCACAAAAUUUAAGUAUAAAUUAUUGUCCAUCACCUAGACAAUCUUAUGAUGAUACAAUUCAACGUCCAUCAUAUCAUCAUUAUCCACAACAAAGUCAUCAAUCUUCUUUUGUACAAAUUAAUGAUGAAAAUCAUCAAAUAUUUAGAUAUAAUUCUGUUCAAUCUGGUUGUAUUUAACAACAAAUACAUACAAAUAUCUCAGCAACAAACAAUCUACUUUACCAUCUAUAGUUUUGUUUAAAAUAACUCGAAAUAUGAUUAUUAUUAUCUCAAAUCAUUUGAAUCUUUCAUUGAAUUAAAAUUUAACUACCCGGAGUGAUAAGAUUUAUUGAAUGAUCCAUUAGUUAUUAUUAAAUAUUCAAUCAAUCAAUCAAUCAAUCAAUCAAGCAAUCGAUCAUUUAAUUUAACUAGAUAUAUCUAUGAUAAAUAAAUGAAUAUAUUUACGAUGGAAAUGAUUAAGUAAGAGAUGAAGUAAAGUUUUUCUGUCAUAUAUACAACCACUCUUCUUAUUUUUUCCUAAAAAAUUGUGAAUGUUGUACAUAAUUAUGCAUUCUAUUGAAAUAAUGUUUUGCUGUUAAUUUGGUUGUUGCAAAACAUAAUGGAAUAUCAUUGGAUUGUUGA